AUGUCCUAUUCUGAGUUACACGUGCCUGGGGCUUUUCACCUCGAGAGUCCCGGCACACCCCGCCGCCCGGCACUCAACGCAGACCUAUUUCGAGCACCCGUGGCUACCUCGCCGUCGAGUUCUCUUUUCAGCAUACCCAAAUCCAGGUCGCGAAACAACGACCACCCAGCGAUACCGACACCAGCAAGUUCCUACUCCAAAAGACGACGUGCAACCCCGAGACCUUCGUGGAUAUCCAGCCGCGCGUCUGCGCCUUCGCAUGAGUCGCAGACUCCAGUGUCCCACACCCCAGUGGAAAGUUCUUAUAGCGCCCUAUCAUCAUCAACCGGAUACUUCGGAAACCCAGGUAGCCUUCUAACCCCGCGUGAGACUGGUCAAAAGGAGCCCUAUUACGUCCUGGCUGGUCACAUCGAGACUCCCGGCACAAACGAAGUGGAGCAAUCGGCUCUUUUGGACGACGAUCUUGGAGUCAACCACUUAGACGUUGACGAUAGAAGGACUAUGGGAUAUAACUCUACAAUAUCUUCAAAGCGAUCACAUUGCGAGAUGGAAGAAGACCCUUUUUUGACCCAGACCCUUUCGACACCAACAUUGCGAACAGUGGCAAGACUACUAUAUACCGAUGUUACAGCACCUGGAAGCCCAAAUCUGCUACCUCGGUGGCCGGGCAACGGUUGGACGGCAUUCGCGGUCAACACCCCCAUAAACAUUAUCGGGAAGUGUGUUGGAAAAUGCUGGGAAUUCGUCAAAUCUAGCACGUUUGCGGGUUUCCAAGCCGGUUCAGGAGAUACAUAUCCUGUCCAACCAACCCGCACCGGAAACAGGAUGCCCCGCCGUGUGCCCUCCAACAACGAUCUUACAGGAGGCCUUGGCCUUAGCAACCCAAUUGUCUUUGGGAAUGGUGGGGGUGAAAUUCAUCACCCAGACGUACUCCGGUGUGAAAAAAUCCGGGACCGAGACCCAGCGUCAUCGCCAUCGCGGCCAGCAGUAAAGCGCAGGCAGCUCUCCGGCGUUCCCAGAGCCCCCGAGGACCUGCAGCAAUGGGUCAUGGUGGAUAACUCGAACAGGCCUGGUACCCCUGGUCGCAGAUUCUCCGAGUAUCCUACUGGUGUUGUCCGCGGGCAGAGCCCGAGCCGUAGCAAUAUACGCUCGUCAGUGUGCCAAGAAAAGCGACCGUACCCGUCGAGCGAGGCAUCAUUUCCGUCGAAUUAUGCAUCCUCCACUGCCACGUCCUACAACCGGCGCAUCAGCGUCCCGGUCUCACGUAUGGCUGUCAACGCCAACAGCACCCCCUCAAGAGCAUCGUCUCCAGCUCUGAAUCAUCGACCAGCAUCUCGGGUUUCUCACGCCGGCUCGGCCACCUUGACAUCUCGUCAGCCAGCCAGCUACGCCACACCGCGCUCCCCCGCGACGCCUUGUAAUGCUCAGUUCUCUCCCGUCACCACCUCAACCCCUAGUCGACUGCCUGUGGCUUCGAUACGCACUAGCCCUAAUCCCAAUGCUUUUGCUCGUCCCAAGUCCACGGAACCCGAGACCCGUCGUCAGUCGGUCUCCCUGGCGUCGCCAAUCCGGACCCCUACCAAUCAAUUCGACAGUGACAGCAGAACGAUGAGCAUAGCAUCAUCUUCCUCUUCGACAUGCUCCUCUGCGUCAUCUGUCCGCGCACACAGGCGUGCCCACAGCGCCGUGACGCCUAGCUCACGCCGCCGUUCUCUUAUCCAUGGGGUUGCCACCAAGGAGGACAAAGCCGCCGUCGAGUGUAGCAGCCCUUUGAUCUCGGACAACUCCAAGAAGAUCUUGGCCCAGAGGCGCAAGCAGGAUCGCGACACAGAUGCCCGCAUGGAGGCUCUGAAUGCCCAGAUGCAGGCCAUGAUCCGGCAGGGCAAAGAGGCGCUCGGAACGAGCUUCAUUGUCGAGGACGAUGACGAUUCCGACAUAAACGUUCCCAAGGGCGCCUCCACAGCGGGCGCUGGGGCUUGGGUCGAUGAGGACGACGACUAG
This is a messenger RNA of Pyricularia grisea, 2001 nucleotides long. RefSeq lists its product as uncharacterized. The transcript has a single exon. The coding region runs from base 1 to 2001 and encodes 666 amino acids. NCBI's taxonomy places the organism in Eukaryota, Fungi, Ascomycota, Sordariomycetes, Magnaporthales, Pyriculariaceae. The record is from RefSeq and is a predicted model, not a curated record.